Fonsecaea erecta is the source of this 1002-nucleotide messenger RNA. Its product is annotated as ubiquitin carboxyl-terminal hydrolase L5. Gene Ontology annotation, molecular function: cysteine-type deubiquitinase activity. Gene Ontology annotation, cellular component: cytoplasm. Bases 1 to 1002 code for a protein of 333 amino acids. Gene Ontology annotation, biological process: ubiquitin-dependent protein catabolic process; protein deubiquitination. The transcript is spliced from 3 exons. The record is from RefSeq and is a predicted model, not a curated record. Lineage: Eukaryota; Fungi; Ascomycota; Eurotiomycetes; Chaetothyriales; Herpotrichiellaceae.
AUGGCUGAUGAUGCCGUCACUGGUGGUUGGAGCACCAUCGAAUCCGACGAGGGCCUCUUCACCUCUCUGAUCGAACAGCUGGGGGUCAAGGAUGUCCAGGUCGAAGAACUGUUCUCGCUCAACGCAGAUUGGAUCCGUGCUUUGAGUCCCGUCUACGGUGUGAUCUUCCUCUUCAAAUGGAUCGGCCAUGGAUCGGAAAAUAAGGAGGCACCUCGAGAUGGUACAUUCGAUCGGGCCGCAGCUGAGGACGAGGGACUCUUCUUUGCGGCGCAGACAAUACAGAAUGCCUGUGGCACGCAGGCCAUUCUCUCGGUGGUUUUGAACAAUGACCAGUCCGUCGAUGCCUCGUCCUCGGGCGGAGAUGAGUCAGGUGCAAGAAUUGAUAUCGGACCUGGGCUACGAGAUUUCAAAGAGUUCACGACGGGGUUUGACGCAGGGCUGCGAGGGGAGUCGCUCUCAAACUCGGAAAUGAUUAGAACAGUUCACAACAGCUUCGCGAAAUCCAGUCCGUUUGCCGACGAGACGAUACAUGAUCCCCGUGGAGGCCCGCCGGAUGACGUGUUUCACUUCAUCGCUUACACACGCUACCAUGGCAAAUUGUACGAACUUGACGGACUCCAGCCCUAUCCCAUCUCUCACGGUGACUGCACAUCGGAGGAAUUCCCGGACAAGAUCAUGUCUGUGUUGCACCGGAGGAUAUCGAGAUACCCCGAGAACGAGAUCCGCUUCAACCUCAUGGUGGUGUGUCAGGACCAGAGGAUCAAAUGGCGGGAGCUCCAGGAACCUGGCCUGCUCGAGGAGGAGGAACGCAAACGCGAAAAGUGGGACUUUGAAAAUGCGCUCCGACGUCACAACUUUGUCGAAUUCACGGGCGAAGUGCUCAAGCGAGUGGUCAAGAUGAAGGUCUAUGAUGGCUCCUACGAUCUCUGGGUCGAGCGGGCCAAACAGGCGACGGAGAAACGGGUGAAGGAGAGACUGGCCAAGCAUGCUUCUGCUUCCUGA